CUCCGGCUUUAGGUGGCUGGCUCGCUCGAGCUCGGCUCAUUGACAGCCCUGCCGCUCUGGGCUUAGCCGCACAGGUUCAUCUCCUCCCUCUGUUUCUUGAACAAUUUCCCUUCACUCGGAUUCUCUCCUCCCUUACUCUUCCUUCCCUGGCGGCGACGCCUGGGCGAGCGGCGGCGCCAUUUGUCCUGUCUUCGCCCAGCCCUUUGCCGGCGACGAGUGCAUCCUCCAGCACUAGGCUGAUUUCAGUUAUUGGAUCCCGCAUUGUGAAAUGCUUGCCAAAGGGAGGAAGGUAGCUGGAAGGGGUGAAGGAAUGUCUUCACACUAUGCGUUUGGGUCACAGGAGGAUGAUGCGAUCAUUAAGCACAGGCUUCUAACUAGGACGACAACUACCAGGGGUGAACCACCACUAAAGAAGCUUCAGAAGAAGUUCAUGUCCUUUGCCACUGAGAUUGAGAAAGAUACAGAUAACAUAAGCGACUGCGAGAGAAUGUACAAGGCCUUCAUACAGGAAAUUAACACCUUUGAACUACCUCUUCUAAAAAGCAAGGCUGUUGUUGAUGCAAACAUUAGGGAGAAGGAUAGCUUUAAUGAGCUGCAGGUUGAGAUUGAGCGACAGAUCUUGCAAGCUCAGACUGAUAUUGAGGAUCUUAAGAAGCAACUUGAGCAGAGCAAGAUCGAGAGGCAGCACAAAGAGGAAUGUGAAGCAAUCCGGAAGCUGAUUUUUUUGCAGCCUCCACGGUCAGAAACUGAGAAACUCAUUGCAGAUCUUGAGAAGGAGAUAUCUGAUUUGGAGGCUGAGAAUGUAGCAUGCGUAAGGACUUUGGAACUACGGAAAAAGCAAUUUGCCCUUCUUCUACAUGUGGUUGAGGAGUUGCAGAUCUCGAUUGAAGAUGAGCAAAAGAGUAUAGCAGAUGAGCUGAGAGCUAUCGCUGAGGAGAAGAUGAGCAUUGAAGAAAGCGGCGGUGCUUCAGAUGCCAUGGCUGUAGACUGAUCAAGAUACGCAAGCACAAAUGCACUGAACAGCAUAGUUUGUUGGCCGUAUUGAAUUUUGACAAGUUGGUAGAUGUCUAAUGUGAUGGUUUUGUACCUCCUGUAAAUUGAGUUGUACGCCGUUUGUAACUGGCUCUUUGUGUACUGUGAAGAAAAAUUAAAGCACACAUUGUUGUGUAACAAGUGUGUUGUGCACUCCAUUUUUUUUUGUGCACGGAAUAAACCAUCCAUAGAACUUUGAUCUUGCA
Messenger RNA from Panicum virgatum (switchgrass), 1238 nucleotides. RefSeq names its product THO complex subunit 7B-like. Bases 269 to 991 code for a protein of 240 amino acids. Lineage: Eukaryota; Viridiplantae; Streptophyta; Magnoliopsida; Poales; Poaceae. The record is from RefSeq and is a predicted model, not a curated record. The transcript has 3 exons. Gene Ontology annotation, biological process: mRNA export from nucleus; mRNA processing. Gene Ontology annotation, cellular component: THO complex part of transcription export complex.